Messenger RNA from Pipra filicauda (Wire-tailed manakin), 1411 nucleotides. RefSeq names its product chromosome unknown C15orf40 homolog (gene CUNH15orf40). The transcript is spliced from 4 exons. Gene Ontology annotation, cellular component: cytoplasm. Bases 237 to 656 code for a protein of 139 amino acids. The record is from RefSeq and is a predicted model, not a curated record. NCBI's taxonomy places the organism in Eukaryota, Metazoa, Chordata, Aves, Passeriformes, Pipridae.
AACAACGUCAAAGGGCUGUUCCCUGGAAGCUCUGCGGUACCGCGGGGAGGGGGGCCGGCAGCCGGGGCUGGGCUGAGCCGGGCACGGGUCCCUGUGGGUGACACGGGUCCCCGUGGAUCACACGGGUCCCUGUGGAUCACAGGGAUCCCGGUUACCCGGAUCCGGACACCCGGAGCGGCCGUGCCGGAGCGCGCAGGCUCCGCGGGGCGGGCCCAGCCGGAGCUGCCGGAAGGGCUAUGCCGGCCCUCGCCGGGUUCCGCCGGGUGUUGGCGGCGCCGGUGCGGAGCGGCGGGGCCAUGCCCGGGAAGGGCAAAGGAGCCGCCAAGGGCUCCGCGGGCGCGGACGGCGCGGCGGGACCGGUGGUGGCGGCGGGCGGCGGCUCCGUGAGGGUGGCGGUGCGCGCCAAGCCCGGCGCCCGCUGCAGCGCCGUCACAGAUGUGACAGCUGAGGCAGUAGGUGUAGCUAUUGCUGCACCCCCGUCGGAAGGGGAGGCAAAUGCAGAGCUGUGUCGCUACCUCUCUAAGGUGCUAGAAGUGAAGAAGAGUGACGUUGUUUUAGAGAAGGGUGGUAAAUCACGUGACAAAGUGGUGAAGAUUUCGGUAUCAAUGACACCAGAUGAGAUUUUAGAAAAACUGAAAAAAGAAGCUUCCAGUUGACCUAAAACAAGAGGAGGAAAUGGGACAAUGCAUCUUGGUAAAUGGACUGAUACUCUUUCUUACAUAAUGUAGUGCUGUUGAAGAGUGUGGGUAAUGACUACAGAAAAAUACUUCUUCCUCCCUUCCUCCUUUGUACAUAUAGCUCCUGUAUCGUUGAAGUUUUUUGUGUAGGUUUGAUUAGAAAAACUUGUCUUUCCUGAGGCUCAGUAUCCGCUUCUGUCACUACAAACUUUCUUCUGCUCUGGAGAGUUUCCUGUUGGUAAGAUUUGUCCUCUUUCCUGGUCUCUAAACAAGUGGUUUAGAAAACUUGUUUCUUAGUGAAACAAACUUUGGUUAACUAAGUGAAAGGCUUGGAGUGACAGGCUUCCAUGUGAAAAGUGGUACAAAAGGAUGAGUCUGGAUGGUAAAGACCUUAGAAGAAUGUCCUGUUUGGUAUCUCGUGGCGGGUACUGUGUGCAGCUCUGCACUGUGGGCACUUAUGGGCAUCUAAAAUAAAUAUAUUUGAAGCCAAUGCACUGCUGUUGAUCACACAGGCAAGCUAAAAGCAGAAUCACCUGAACAACUGAAACAAACCUAGAAGUUUUCAGUAUGAAAAACCAAUGCAGAACCCAGUAAUGGCACACCUGGUGUCACUUUGCAAUAGUCUGUAAUUAGUUCUCUUAAAAGUAGAGAUACGAUCAUAUAUAUAUGUAUAUUUGCCAAUUGUAUGUCAAGUAUAAUGACUUUUUAAUAAAAGGAGGGAAAAUAUUAUUAAA